CUUUAAAUGAUUUAAUUCAUUAAAAAAAAAAUGUUACAUAAUAAUAUAUUAAUUUUUAUAAUACUUAUUUAUUAUUAUGAAAUUGAAGCAUUUGGUCGACAAAAAAAUAACAAUAUUAAUGAUAAAUUAUCAAUUAAAAAUGACAUUAAUGAAAACAAAAAUAUAUUUACUAAAAAAUUAAAUGAAUAUAAUGAAUAUGAUCCAUAUUGUGAUUGUAAUAAUGUUGGUUUUAAAAUUGUACAAAAAAUACCAUAUCACGUUCCGUCAACAUUACAUUCUAUCAACAUGACAUCAAGCUGUGUGAGAUGUGACCUUUGUCUUGCAAUUGCUGAUAAGAUCAAUGUAACAUUGAUAGAUUUACAUGAUGUCACAUCACCUGAUAAAUUUCUAAAUGAUACAGAGGUUGAAUUACUCUUUGGCAUUGUAUGCAAUGAGGCAUUCAAAAAAAUGAGAGAGAUCAAUGGACAGCGAUAUAUUGGAGAUAGUCUACCACAAUCAGUGAUUUUUGAGUCCAGUAAUGAUGAACUUUGGGAGACAUUAUUAAAAAAAAGAUGUUGGGAAAUUGUUGAAAUAAUUGGAGCAGUUAAAAUUUAUGAAAAAUGGAAAGAAUGGUAUGAUGGUUGUGAUAAAAAUUUAAAAUCAAUAUUGUGCAAUGGUGAAUUUGAAAUUUUACGUGAUUGUCGAGGUAUAAAAAAAUACUUCUCGAAUUAAUUAUUAUCAAGUUGUUUUUUUUUUUUCAUUGCGUGUGUAUUAAAAUAAUUCAAAUCAAUGGAAAUUUUAUGAUAAAAAAAAAAAAUAAAACAAAGCAGCUGUGUUAUCAAUGCUGAAAUGGAAAUAUAUAAUUUUUUUGAUGACUCAUUUUCAUUGAACUUGAUAUUUGUGAAUAUUUUCUUUUUAAAAAUAUAUGAUGAUAAUCUUUUA
This is a messenger RNA of Aphidius gifuensis, 921 nucleotides long. RefSeq lists its product as uncharacterized. The record is from RefSeq and is a predicted model, not a curated record. The transcript has 4 exons. The coding region runs from base 31 to 711 and encodes 226 amino acids. Lineage: Eukaryota; Metazoa; Arthropoda; Insecta; Hymenoptera; Braconidae.